AAUUCCACAUUGCAUUUUCCAUUUCCUUCUAAAAGUAUAGUAGUAUUUUUUUUGUUCCUUUUGUUGCCUUCCUUACAAGGAAAAUUGAGGAACCUCUCUUUCUAUUUUUUUAUUAUUUGAGACCUAUUUUUAGCCAUCUCUUACAAACUGAUGCGGUUUGAUGGCUCUGAUUUUUUAAAAAAUAAAAUACCAAUCAAAGAUUAUUAUACCGAAGCUUUACGUAAGCGUAAGCCAGUGCAUUGCCCAAUAUGCAGACACCGAGGCCGUUUAACGAAAAAUCUAUAUGAGAUAGGACGGCGCAUCCCCUCGGUCCUUACGGAAGGAAUGGCAUUUUGCCAUAUUUGUAAAGAAUACAUCAUCAAUCAAGAAUCACGAACUCUAGGGGAUAUAUUCUGGUAUUGUGAACUCUGCGAAGUGUGCCUGUGCGGUCGAUGCCAGCGCAAAAUGGAUUAA
Messenger RNA from Phytomonas sp. Hart1, 453 nucleotides. The record is from the annotation of a GenBank genome assembly. NCBI's taxonomy places the organism in Eukaryota, Euglenozoa, Kinetoplastea, Trypanosomatida, Trypanosomatidae.